CUUCCAGAGAGAUAUCUAAUUGGAUUCCAUCAUUUCAGAGCUAUGAAGACUUCAAGUGUAAGACACUACAAUCAUUAGAUGGCUUUAUGAUAAUACUGAGCGCAGAUGGAGUGAUAGUUUUUGUCGCUGGAAACAUCACGUCCCUUCUUGGCCAUUUACCAGAUGAAGUUAUGGGUAAAAAUUUAUUAAGUCUUCUGCCUGAUCACGAGAAAAGAAAAGUCUACCAAAAGAUUGCUUUCAAACAGUCUUUGUCAAGCUCAGUGGGAAAACAUAUUGAUUUUUGCUGUCACAUAAAGAGAGGAAAUGAUAAACAUGAUGGUAACCCUGCUUAUGAAUAUGUGAAGUUCAUUCUGACUUUAAAAGAUAUUUCAAUUGAGCCUUUGGUGCUCUUCAGUAGCUUCUUCCCCAGCCCUUCUUUUGCUGCAUCGUGUGAUACGUAUCUUCCUCUGGAGGAUCAGUUUUAUCUGGUUGGGUCCAUUUGUAUCCUCAAGACUCAGACUCUACAGGACCUUUUCACUAUAGAGAACGCUGGGGAAGAUAUUCAGCUGACAAAAGACUCAGAUGGCGAACAUCUAUCUACAGAGUGCAGAAGUGUUCAAGGCCAAAUAAGAAGUUCUAGAAUGGAAUCACUGUUUGCUGAACCUGCUGCAACUGCCUCAGAUGACCAAGUUGAUCCUGUAACAGUUGACUGGUAUGGACCACAAGAAUAUGUUCCCGAAAGUGACAUAGUGUCUACUACAUGUUCUGACUCCAGCACGUCUUCCAUGGAAAGCAUACUUGAAUUACCAGCUACAUCUUCUUUGCAGAGCUUUGAAUUCGAACCUGAGGUGGAACAGGUGGAUGAUAUGGGUGAGGUUCAACAGGUGGAUGAGUUGGAAGAGGUGGAACAAGUAGACGAAGAAGAAGAGGUGGAGCGAGUGGAGGAGGUGGUGGAGGAGGAAGAGUUGGAGCAGGUGUAUGAGGUGGAGGAAGAGUACCAGCUGGAGCAGGAGGAGCAGGAGGAUCAGUUGAACCACGUGGAGCAAGAGGACCAGCUUGGCCAGGUGGAGCAGGAGGCCCUUUCAUCCUCCAAUGUGACUUCAGGCAUCAAUGAUGAGUUAUUACAACCACCACUGUCAAUUGCACUGUACAUCAACAAACGGGAGCUGCAGCUGAUGAGGAAGUUUAGGGAGCAGCUGGAAGAGAAGACUCAGAUGAUGCAGGCUGACAUAAAAAACCUGCAAGACACACUUGAAAUGAUGAAAGAGCAGCUUUGGAGAAUACAGGAUUCCAGCUUUCAGCCAACCAAGGCACAGCACAUUGACUGUCCUGAGCCUCAGUCUUUGGAUCCAGUCCCCAAGAAACGACGCACUGAGAGAAUGGAGGGGCCCCUUCCUGAUUUCAAGGAGACCAACCUUUCCUGUGGUUCACGUUCAUCCCACUAUUUCAAAUUCCCUGAGGAGCUUGAGGAGCCUUGCGAUGCCUCCAAUCAGGGACAGGAACAGCACAUGCAGCAGCAGAUACUUUGGGACCAGCAGAUGCAGGAGCAGCCACAACAACAUAAUGCCAUUGUGAGAAACCAGAUGCUGCAAAGAAGCCUGCCAAACCAGGCUGGAAUGGCUGUGCCCUUCCAAAAUGACCCUACUACAUUUAUGAAGAACCAGCCUAUUGUUGCUUCUGUCCAGUUAAUAGCUGGACAGCAGCCCUCUGACUGCUAUCAAGAAGAAAACCUUGGAGACCAUGAAGAUGACAGAGGUGCCAGCUACCGACGUAGGAAUCCAGCGGUCUCCAGAUUCAGAGGCUUUCCAGGACUCUGAUGAAUUAACACCAGGCCAAAUCAACGAUUUCAUGUCUCCAGAACAGUCCAGCUUGGAUGAACAUCAGCAAGACUUUUAUACUGAACCUUGAGACAGACCAAUAAGGUCUGCAGGGCCACGGGAAACUCCAAGGCUUACAGAGCCCCCUGGAGUAGGGGUUGGGAAAUGGGGAGGGUACAUUCUUUUCCUUCUUGAUUAGUUUUGUUUGGGAUUUUUGAGCACAACCUGUUUCUUGGAAGUUGUGUUGCAGUGACAGCCUGUGAUUUCUAGUUUGCUAAUAUGUGACAGCAGCCAAUCCAACGCAGGAGGCCACUUUCCCCACCUGCCCUGCCUUACCUUGCAUACACCUGUAUUUUCAUGGGCAGGCAGGUUGCAGAAUCUGUGAGUUAGAAUACCUUUUUUUCCUGCCAAGAAACAUUUUCCAGCAUGGUUUGCAAUCUAGUAAGAAACUGGUCUGUCUUAAGCCACAAGCCAAACCUUGGCCUUGAUGACCAAGCCCAGCAUCCUUUCCACAGUUAUGUUCAGGAAACCCCAGGGAACAGCAUUACAACUGGGAAGCUGCAAUCAUAUUAACACAGGUACUUUGUGCUGAAAUAAUAACAGCUCCAAUCCUUAAUAAAAAUUGUCUUUUGUUGCA
This is a messenger RNA of Suricata suricatta (meerkat), 2433 nucleotides long. RefSeq names its product PAS domain containing repressor 1 (gene PASD1). The record is from RefSeq and is a predicted model, not a curated record. Gene Ontology annotation, biological process: regulation of transcription by RNA polymerase II; negative regulation of DNA-templated transcription; circadian regulation of gene expression. Gene Ontology annotation, molecular function: DNA-binding transcription factor activity, RNA polymerase II-specific. The transcript has 13 exons. Lineage: Eukaryota; Metazoa; Chordata; Mammalia; Carnivora; Herpestidae. Gene Ontology annotation, cellular component: CLOCK-BMAL transcription complex. Bases 87 to 1796 code for a protein of 569 amino acids.